AUGACUGUGAAUCUCUUCCCCGUUCAGAAUGAUCGAUCGAUAUCAGCCGUCGCACGAACAGUCAACGCGGCCUUCUCAUCUGAUCCCCUGAUACAAUGGCUUCGACCGAACAUGACACCAUGGGCGUAUCAAGACGCAUUGGCGCACAGAUGGCAAUAUAGGAGGGUGCAGAAUGUGAUAUCGAAAGGCAUUGCUCUUCAGUCAGCCAGCGUUGGCCAGCUAGUCCAAGAAUAUACCCGCAAGAACAAGGCGCUUGAGCCCUCAGACGGUGCUGUUGCACCCAAAAAGACAGCUCAGGUGUCCGCCUCCGAGGAUCCGAAUAUUGCAGCCAACCAGAGAGAGGCUGGUGCUGUGGUGUUCUUAUAUCCUCCAAAGGGCCAUCUUCCGUGGUCACUCUCCUCGAUGUGGUUUUCUUGGAAACUCUGGCUUUUGGCGCUAUUCAACCCGGUCAAGGACACAUCGUGCAAAGAUGAACGAGUGGAGAAGCUUAUGUCGAGACACAUGUCCGGAAAAAAGCUCCUCCAGGCACGGUACCCCACGCUAUGGUAUCUGGAAGUGAUUGCUGUACAUCCAUCACUGCAGUCACGCGGACUGGGAGGUAGCGUGAUGACGGCUAUUCUUGAGCAAGUUGCGGGAAACCCGAUUUUCCUUGAGUGCACCCGGCAGGAGAAUAUCGCCUUCUAUGAGGGGUUCGGUUUCAAAACAAUAGAGGAAGUGGACCUCACGGACACCCCGGCGCAUGCAGAAGAGGAUGGAAAACUCAAGUAUUGGGUGAUGGUACUUGAGACAGAUAGUACACAGUGA
Messenger RNA from Penicillium egyptiacum, 804 nucleotides. NCBI's taxonomy places the organism in Eukaryota, Fungi, Ascomycota, Eurotiomycetes, Eurotiales, Aspergillaceae. The record is from the annotation of a GenBank genome assembly.